AAUUUAGACUUAAAUUACAAUUUUAACCAUGUGCACAAAAUGGGGACACUGGGUUGGAUGUUCCAGAUAUUGCAGCCGGCAUUCUUAGGACAAAUUGAGCAACGUACUUCUACUUGUCAGGCAGUCUGGUACAUGUAGUCUGAGAUGUUUUCACAUUUAACGCUCUGUAAAUCGUCCCAUUUUUCUUUGUCUUCUGUUCCACCACCACUUCUAUCAUCCACCUGUCAUUUUUUUGUAAAUAUUCAAUAUCGAAUAUUUAACCAAUUUCCUUUUUUGUUUGACAGAGGCUACAUUUCAGAAGCGCUCCUGCUCUCGUCCAACCACUAUCCCACAUGUCAGACAGUACGUGGAUGGCUUAGUCAAGUUACCUGACAGCCUCCGCACUGUGUUUCACCAUAACUCCUACAUGAUAUCACGCUGUGUGGAUCCACUGAAGGAGAAAUUAAUGACUGGUGCGCUCCGAAUGUGUAAUGACGGCCAAUGGGAUGGACCAGUGCCGAGAUGUGAGUCUGCAGCGAUUAGCUUCGCCAUACCCUCCCUGUACACCAUGCUCCACCAGUUCCUUGCUAACGGAACCCUGCUCAUCUACCCACGUGUUGGUGAACUGACCAUCCAAUGCAUUGUCUCAGGAGGAAAAUCAUCACUGAGGGCCAGUCACUCAGAAGGAUUUACACCAAUAGAAAAUGGGAAAAGGUUUGGUAGACCAAUAGAAAGUCAUUCCGGGAUUUAUACAUGUUUGAAGGCAGGGAGUGAGGACUACCAUUUACUUUCUAUACAGGUAAGAGCUGUAUCCUGUGGAGAGCCACUGCCUCCAUUGAACGGUCGUCGUAUUGGCAAUGAGUUCCACCUGUCGCAGACAGUGUCAUUUGAAUGUAACGAGGGAUACAGCCUCCUUGGGGAGUCACAGAUUAAGUGCAAUGCUGGAGAAUGGCUAGGUGAAAUUCCGCGCUGCAAAGCUCGUGCGUGUCCUGAGAUCCACAUGGAAGAGCUCGACCCCAACCUGAGACUCAAGGUAGACGGAGGUACAUCUCAAGGCUCAGUGUUAGCAUUUUCUUGCAUAUUAGGAUUCUAUAGUGUCGGGGAAACGUUCCUGACGUGCCAGGGUGGACGCUGGUCCCAUCCCUUCCCCACUUGCCAAGCUAAUGAUGAAGAUGUGCUUGACACUGGCCCGUUACUAACGCCAGACACUUGCAAUUGCGAGGUCUGGCAGAGAUGUGUACCAAGCAGCUACGGCCAGUGGACGUGCAACUGCAUUAAUCCCCGGCAGUGUGAUGACACCACAAGCCAGCAGCAAUACUGUGGGAGUGACGGCCACACGUACGCCAGCAUCUGCAGACUGAAGGCCACUGCCUGUCUGCUGGACCUAGACAUUCAGGUCGCCAGCCAGGGACCUUGUCCAGAAAAGGAAGUGUUCACUCCUGGGCCGCACGACUGCAGAUGCGAGGUUUGGGAGAAGUGUGUGGUCGAGAGCGUUGGUCAGUGGACGUGCAAGUGCAUCCAUCCCCGGCAGUGUGAGGACGUUGCAGGCCAGCAGGAAUACUGCGGGAGUGACGGCCGGACAUAUGCCAGCAUCUGCAAAUUGAAGGCUACUGCCUGUAUACAAGAAAGAGACAUUGAGAUUGCUAGCAACGGAUCUUGCGCAGGAGAAAACCCAGAAGAACUUUCAUCGUACAUAGAGAGUUCCUAUGAGAAUUCGGAGUAUUCAGUGGUUACUGAAGAUAGUCAUGGCGCAAGCAACGCUACUGAGGACUCAGCAUCGGAGGACCACGUGGUUUAUUGCAGGGACUGUCCCAACCCGGACCUCAGGACUGUUUGUGAAAACUCAACACAUGCUUUUGCGGGCGUACCGACAAGGGUCCACUCAUCACCAUCGGGAAGCCUUGUCUACAGCUUGCGUGUGGAGAAUGGAAUUAAAGGACUCAAUCACUCAAAUGUCACUGUGUCAAUUCAAGGCACUUUCAAUGAAGUGAACCAAUGUCAUUGCCCCCGUAUUACCCUGCGGCACGAUGUUUACUUAUUUGUUUGGCGACAGGUAGACAGUACAGCAGAUUUCCAAAUCUCGGGUGGCUUUGUUGGGCUGUGGUCCGACAAUGAGGGAGGAUACCAUGAAAUGUGCUAAAGUUGUGUCCAGGGCAUUCACAUUUUCCUUGUAAAGGGAGAAUCGGCCUAAAUGUUUAAGUAUGUACAUGUAUAUUCAAAACAGAACACAGUAAGAUAUUUUAUAGAUAUAUGCAAUAUAUCUUUUUAAUACGACCCUUGAAAAUGCCUGUAUGCAUCCUAGUUAACCAUAUAUUCGUUGGCAGUGUCUUCAGAAAAAUUUGAGAGAGCUAGCCUUGUUCGUACCAAACAAAUUAGAAUGGUUGUACCAAAUAUAUUGAUACCAUAUUGUUAUGGAAUCAAGGGUGUGAAAAUUGAGGUUUUUGGCUGAUUUUUAGCUUUUUUGUUUUGUAGUUGACCCUGAAUUUAAACUUUUUUCUAUACCUGCCGUGUAUCAACGGAUGGGGACUUCUUACAUUUCAGCUUUUUGCUAGCUGUUUUCAGCUUUAAUUUCAGGUGGCCACUCGCACCCCUAAGGAAUACUCAGAAACCAAAUAUUUGGAGAUAAAAAUCACUGAAACAAAGAAGGAAACAUACUAUCAUUUGAUUACUAAUUUGAAUUCUAAGCAUAAAUCAAGGUGGUCGGAGUAAAGGUUGAGGUAGCUCGAUGCUUUUGACCAACAACAAGGCUAAACAAUUCCUUAAAGAUUUCUUUUUACUUUUUGCAGGAACAUUCCUUUUUGUUUCUGUUUUGUGGCCAUAAAUAUUCAAAUAUCAAUCUAAUGGAACAUCGGAUAUUUAAACAUCCAAUUCUUCGAAUUGACUUCUUCUUGAAAAAGUACAUGAAAAAUGAGAAGAAUUCCUGAGAAGAAUGGCUCAUAGUAAUCCCCUUUCCUACCCAAAAAUAUACACUGUAGUUUUACUGUGACACAAGUGACAAUUUUUGUCAGUGUGUAAGACUUUCGCUUCCCAAUGAAUGUGCCUCCAAGUAUCCAAAUGUGAAAUCUAACAUACAUCUGUAUCUUGCCGUCUGAGAAUUUGAAAGAGAAGACAAACUGUAUUACUGAAAGUUAGCAAUCCGUAACUGCCAUUAUUUUAAAUGAAGCAUCUGACAAUAGUAUCACAUAAUCAGAGUGGCCACAGCUUUUGUAACAGUUGCCAGGAAUUGCAUUAAAUGUUCUUUUGUUCACUUAACUAAGUGGCUCGUUGAUAACGUCAGUCAUUCAUUCUUUAUUGGGUUUGGAUUCCCGUUUAUCUCCAUUAUCCCGGGAAUACCAGCUAAAGUGUUGUUUUUUUCAAUGGGGAACCUGACUUGAAUAAAGGUAGUAACCGUUGACAA
Molecule: messenger RNA, 3376 nt
Organism: Acanthaster planci (crown-of-thorns starfish)
Lineage: Eukaryota; Metazoa; Echinodermata; Asteroidea; Valvatida; Acanthasteridae
Product: sushi, von Willebrand factor type A, EGF and pentraxin domain-containing protein 1-like
Molecular function (GO): protein binding
Source: RefSeq, a predicted model, not a curated record